Messenger RNA from Antrostomus carolinensis (chuck-will's-widow), 2242 nucleotides. RefSeq names its product unconventional myosin-Ic. The record is from RefSeq and is a predicted model, not a curated record. Gene Ontology annotation, biological process: actin filament-based movement; endocytosis; actin filament organization. NCBI's taxonomy places the organism in Eukaryota, Metazoa, Chordata, Aves, Caprimulgiformes, Caprimulgidae. Gene Ontology annotation, molecular function: actin filament binding; microfilament motor activity; ATP binding. The annotation marks the transcript as partial. The transcript has 21 exons. Gene Ontology annotation, cellular component: cytoplasm; microvillus; actin cytoskeleton.
AGAGAGAACUUGUCCUCAGAUUCCUGCUCUUUGCAGCAGCGUAAACUAAGUCUCUGCAAGUGCUGCGGGAGCUGGCAGGAGGCAGAGAUGAAGUUCAGAGGCGCGGGAGCGGGGACUAACGGUAUUCGGUUAACCAUGGAGAGCGCUCUGACGGCCCGUGACCGUGUCGGGGUGCAGGACUUUGUCCUGCUUGAGAACUUCACCAGUGAAGCAGCAUUUAUUGAAAAUCUACGUAAGCGCUUCAAGGAGAAUCUGAUCUACACAUACAUAGGCUCGGUUCUGGUGUCUGUUAAUCCGUACAAGGAACUGGAAAUCUACAGUAAACAGAACAUGGAGCGAUACCGUGGUGUCAGCUUCUAUGAAGUUUCUCCUCACCUCUACGCCAUCGCAGACAAUUCCUAUCGCUCCCUGCGCACGGAGAGGAAGGAUCAGUGUAUCCUGAUCUCCGGGGAGAGCGGGGCUGGCAAAACAGAGGCCACCAAGAAGAUCCUGCAGUACUACGCCGUGACCUGUCCCGCCAGUCAGCAGGUCGAAACCGUGAAGGACCGUCUGUUACAAUCCAAUCCCGUCCUGGAGGCCUUUGGAAAUGCAAAAACCCUUCGGAAUGACAACUCCAGCCGGUUUGGGAAAUAUAUGGAUGUGCAGUUUGAUUACAGGGGGGCUCCUGUCGGGGGCCACAUCUUGAACUACCUCCUGGAGAAAUCCCGAGUUGUGCACCAGAAUCACGGAGAGAGGAACUUCCACAUUUUCUACCAGCUGCUAGAAGGAGGGGAAGAGGACUUACUGCGAAGGCUGGGCCUCGAGAAGAACCCACAGCAGUAUCACUAUUUAGUAAAGGGUCACUGUGCAAGGGUCAGUUCCAUAAAUGAUAAAAACGAUUGGAAGAUCGUGCGAAGGGCACUGUCCGUUAUAAGCUUCAAUGACAACGAGGUGGAGGAUCUGCUGAGCAUCGUGGCUAGUGUUCUGCAUCUGGGGAACGUGCAGUUCGCUGCUGAUGAGCAAGGGAAUGCUCAGGUCACUACAGAGAAUCAGAUUAAAUACCUGGCUAGGCUUCUAGCAGUUGAAGCAUCCGUUCUUCGAGAUGCACUGAUCCACAAGAAGAUCAUAGCAAAAGGGGAAGAGCUAAUCAGUCCUCUGAACCUGGAGCAGGCAGCCUACGCGAGGGAUGCGCUCGCUAAGGCGAUAUACGGACGCACUUUCUCCUGGCUGGUGAACAAAGUUAACAAGUCUCUUGCUUACAAGGAAGGAGAGUUUCCGGGCUGGAGAAGUACAACAGUUCUGGGAUUGCUUGAUAUCUAUGGAUUUGAGGUUUUCCAGCACAACAGCUUUGAGCAAUUUUGUAUUAAUUAUUGUAAUGAAAAAUUGCAGCAGCUCUUCAUAGAGCUCACAUUAAAGUCAGAACAAGAGGAAUACGAGUCAGAAGGCAUAGCGUGGGAACCAGUUCAGUAUUUCAAUAACAAAAUAAUUUGUGAUUUGGUGGAAGAGAAAUUCAAAGGCAUCAUUUCUAUUCUGGAUGAAGAGUGUCUGAGACCUGGGGAUGCCACAGAUACAACAUUCUUGGAGAAACUGGAGGAAACCGUGAAGAACCACCCUCAUUUUCUCACGCACAAGCUCGCUGACCAGAAGACUCGCAAGUCGCUGGGGCGGGAGGAGUUUCGGCUUUUGCACUAUGCUGGAGAGGUCACCUACAGCGUUGCAGGUUUUCUAGAUAAAAACAAUGACCUUCUCUUUCGGAACCUAAAGGAGGCCAUGUGCAACUCUGAGAAUCCCAUCAUAAAUCAGUGUUUUGACAGGACAGAGCUGACAGACAAGAAGAGACCCGAAACGGCAGCAACUCAGUUUAAAAACAGCCUCUCCAAACUCAUGGAAAUUCUGAUGUCCAAAGAACCCUCCUACAUUCGUUGCAUUAAACCCAACGAUGCUAAGCAGGCUGAUCGAUUUGAUGAAGUUCUAAUCCGACAUCAAGUGAAAUACUUAGGGCUGAUGGAGAACCUCCGAGUGCGCAGAGCUGGGUUUGCGUAUCGAAGAAAAUAUGAAGUUUUCCUGCAGAGGUACAAAUCACUCUGUCCAGAAACGUGGCCUACCUGGGACGGGCGGCCCCACGACGGGGUGGCUGUGCUGGUGAAGCAUCUUGGCUACAAACAGGAAGAAUACAAAAUGGGACGAACAAAGAUUUUUAUCCGUUUUCCCAAGACCUUGUUUGCAACGGAAGAUGCUCUGGAAGUGAGGAAGCAGAGUCUGG